This is a messenger RNA of Mytilus californianus (California mussel), 2722 nucleotides long. RefSeq lists its product as uncharacterized. Gene Ontology annotation, molecular function: nucleic acid binding. The record is from RefSeq and is a predicted model, not a curated record. Bases 195 to 2198 code for a protein of 667 amino acids. The transcript has 2 exons. NCBI's taxonomy places the organism in Eukaryota, Metazoa, Mollusca, Bivalvia, Mytilida, Mytilidae. Gene Ontology annotation, biological process: DNA integration.
UGUUUUCGUUAUGGUUCCAAGAUUUACAUGAACUUUCAGAUUUCAAAGUAGAUAGGUGCUUACGACCAGAAAAAUAUGGAGAAAUAAAGAAUGCUCAGUUACAUCAUUUCUCAGACGCAAGCGAAAGCGGAUACGGUACUGUUACAUAUCUUCGUUUAGAAAAUACUUUCGGUGAAAUUCAUUGUUCAUUUGUGAUGGGAAAAGCACGCGUAACACCACUGAAGACGAUAACAGUCCCACGACUUGAACUAACUGCUGCUACUGUGGCCGUCCGUACGAACAAAAUGUUGUUAAAUGAGUUAGAAAUACCAAUUGAUCGGUCUAUAUUUUGGACGGACAGUAUGUCAGUUCUACGAUUCAUCUUGAAUGAAGAUGCUAGAUUUCAGACUUUUGUAGCAAAUAGACUCGCUGUAAUUCAUGAAGGUUCUUUUACCGAUAAUUGGCGUUAUGUGAACACCAAGCAUAAUCCAGCAGACCAUGCUUCAAGGGGUCUUACUUCUUCUGAAAUGAAAAAACGUAAUUGGAUGGUUGCACCUGACUUUCUAUGGAAAGAUGAGGACUUUUGGCCAAAGCCAUCGUCAGAAAAUCACGAGACAAUAUGUGCAAACGACCCUGAAGUUAAACAAGCAACUGUGCGAACAAUCAUUAAAACCGAAAUUCCAGAUGACAAUUCUUUGGGAGUCGAGAAACUUAUCGCGUAUUACUCAUCUUGGAUGUCGUUAAAGCGAAGUGUAGCGUGGAUACUUAAAGUUCGUAAGGAGUUACUUAGACGUGUCAGUAAUAAGAAACAAGAUAACAAAAUGACACUCGUUAAAGAAUCGGAUUCGAAAGAUUGUACUAAACGAAUAUCAUUUCAGGAUUUAAAAGACGCCGAACAUUCAAUUCUAGUUUAUGUGCAGAGACACGAAUUCACUGAUGAGAUUAACACUCUUUCCAAUAACCGAACAGUCAAGGCUACAAGUAAUAUCCGGAAACUCGACCCAGUUUUAGAUGGCGAUCUUUUACGUGUAGGAGGACGUUUAAUAGAGUCAAAAAUGCCGGAAAACUGUAAACAUCCGAUUAUAUUACCAAAGGGUCACCACAUCUCUGAAUUGAUUCUUAGACAAAUACACAUUGAUUUACAACACAGUGGUAGAAAUCAUUUGCUAGCUCACCUUCGUGAAACUUAUUGGUUGAUAAAUGCACCCUCAGCUGUGCGAAAAUUGAUAUCAAAAUGUGUUGUGUGUCGUCGCUUAAGUGCGCCCGUAGGUGAACAAAAGAUGGCUAAUUUGCCAUCAGAUCGUAUUACGCCGGAUGAACCACCUUUCUCGAGAGUAGGAGUAGAUUAUUUUGGUCCUUUCGAAGUAAAACAACGUAGAUGUCGUAUCAAACGCUAUGGUGCGAUUUUUACUUGCCUGUCUAGUAGAGCUAUUCACUUGGAGGUAGCUGCAUCUUUAGAUACUAGUUCAUAUAUUAACGUUUUACGACGAUUCAUUGCUCGUCGUGGUCAAGUAGAAAAGAUCAGAUCUGACAACGGCACGAACUUCGUUGGCGCAGAGCGCGAACUUAAGAGCGCAUUAAGUGAAUGGAAUUUGAAUCAGAUUGAGAAUGCGAUGCUACAAAAGAACAUAGAUUGGCAGUUUAAUCCUCCGGCAGGUUCGCAUUUCGGAGGUGUAUGGGAGAGGUUGAUCAGAAGUGUACGCAAGACAAUGAAUAGUGUUAUUAGAGAACAAGUUUUAGACGAUGACGGUCUGAAUACAGUUUUUUGUGAGAUAGAAUCAACUCUCAAUAGUAGACCGAUUACGAUGAAUUCAGAUGACCCAAGUGAUUUGGAAGCGCUGACGCCAAAUCAUCUGUUGCUUAUGAAACGCAAAGCUUACUUACCUCCUGGACUAUUCAGUAAAACAGACAAUUAUUGCCGUCGAAAAUGGAGACAAAUUCAGUACAUUGCAAAUCUAUUCUGGAGUCGUUGGGUUCGAGAGUACCUUCCCAUGUUACAAGAACGUCAGAAAUGGCAUAAACAGAGGAGAAAUUUAAUGGUUGGGGACAUUGUGAUUGUGGUUGACUCAAAUGCUCCGAGAAAUUCAUGGCCCAUGGGGCGGAUUAAUGAAAUAAUUCCAGACCGCAACGGACUCGUGCGUCAAGUGAAAGUAAAGAUCGGAAACAAUGUACUUACUCGUCCGGUAGAUAAAUUGUGUACUCUUUUAGAACUUGAUUAACAUUUAUCUUGUCAAUCUAAUAUUAGUCCAAGAACUUUAGUUAGUUGUAGAAAGUGAACUCAAACGUUAUGAACACUAUUGUUACAUAAUUUUGCUUAUUUUGUUGAGAUGCAUAUUUUUUAUUGCUGAUUUAGGUGUAAUUGUUCCGCACUGGCUAUACAAUUAGGGAGCUGGUAUGUAAUGUCAAUUUCAUAAACAUAUUUUUUGUCGAUUCACUAUUCAUGUACAGUGAUUAUUAGAGAGUUCCGAAUGAAAAUGACGCCAAUAACUUGACAAAAUCUGUGUUGAAAUUUUGUGGAAAUAUUUCUAAUUUGUAAAUCGUAUUUACCGUAUUUAGAGUAUGACGUAUUUGUAUGGAACGUAUUCGUAUUGAGGAAUUAAAUAUGGAACGUUAUGAUGUAUUGAACUUUAUUAUAAUAUAUCACUGUGUUUACUGUGUUCACUGGAUAUAAUAAAGAUUAAUAAACUUUCUCUGGAAUACGCAUUUGCCUUAGUAUAUUUCCACACCCUAAGUUUCUAGCCAA